Molecule: messenger RNA, 786 nt
Organism: Blastomyces dermatitidis ER-3
Lineage: Eukaryota; Fungi; Ascomycota; Eurotiomycetes; Onygenales; Ajellomycetaceae
Product: enoyl-CoA hydratase
Exons: 3
Coding region: 1-786 (261 amino acids)
Biological process (GO): fatty acid beta-oxidation
Cellular component (GO): peroxisome
Molecular function (GO): enoyl-CoA hydratase activity; delta(3)-delta(2)-enoyl-CoA isomerase activity
Source: RefSeq, a predicted model, not a curated record
AUGACGUACCGAAACCUCACUCUUUCCCGCAUCCCGAACGCCCCGUCCAACUCAUCGACUGCAAAGGACGACCCCCAAAUAUACCUGAUUACUCUCCAAAAGGCUCCCGAGAAUCGCAUUGCGACCGCCUUUGCGCAGGAGAUUAUCUGCGCUUUGCGAGAUGUGGAGCGCAUGGUUGACGCUGCCGGGAAGGACGAGCGAGGAGCUGGGGUAGGCGCGGCGGUGAUUAUACGGGGGGAGGGGGAGAAGUUUUGGAGUACGGGCUUGGAUCUGGAUGAAGCAGAGAGGAACCCUUUCUCAAAUACAGACGGCUACUUUCCGCUCCUACAUACGCUUCUCGACUACCCAUAUCCAACAAUAGCCCUGCUGAACGGGCAUACAUUUGGCGGAGCGUGUCCACUAGCCCUUGCGCACGACUAUCGAAUCAUGAACUCCCGCCGUGGAUUUUUCUCCAUGCCGCCCGUUAACAUCGGCGUUCACUUUCCUGGAAUCGGAUCCCUAGCACAUCUGAAACUCCGUCCAGAAAUUGCGCGAAGGAUGUUGCUAGAAGCACAUAAAUGGACAGGGAAAGAGGCGCUGGCGGACGGAAUUGUAGAUCAAAUAGCCGAACCAGGGGAUAUGCUGGAUGCCGCCAUUGAAACCGCACGAAAGUGGGCACCCAAGGCGAAGAUGGGAGUGUAUGCCGUGUUGCGACAGGAACUAUGGGGCGAAGCUGCUCGGAUCUUCCAAAGCAUCAGCUACGUCCAUCACCGCAGGACUGUUUUGCCUCCCAAGGUGAAAAUCUGA